Molecule: messenger RNA, 762 nt
Organism: Acanthosepion pharaonis
Lineage: Eukaryota; Metazoa; Mollusca; Cephalopoda; Sepiida; Sepiidae
Source: the annotation of a GenBank genome assembly
AUGUUCUAUUCUUUUUUUCUUUCUUUCUUUCUUAUUAUCAUUUUCCCUUUCUUUUUUCUCAUUUUCUAUUCUUUCUUUCUUUCUUUCUUUCUUUCUUUCUUUCUUUCUUUCUUUCUUUCUACUAGUGUUUUUACUUCAAUCAUCUAUCUAUCUAUCUAUCUAUCUGCUAGUGAUUGUUCAUAUCUAUCUAUCUAUCUAUCUAUCUAUCUAUCUAUCUAUCUAUCUAUUUAUAAUAUCUGGGUGGAAUUUGUGUAUCUAUCUAUCUAUCUAUCUAUCUAUCUAUCUAUCUAUCUAUCUAUCUAUAUAUAUAUAUACUCUCAGGAAAGAUUUGAAUUCUCUUCUUCUCCCUCCAGCUAUGGGAAAAAGAAUUUUACUCUCACUCUAUCUAUCUAUCUAUCUAUCUAUCUAUCUAUCUAUAUAUAUAUAUAUAGUGGAGCCUCGUCUCCUCUUCUCUAUCUGCUUUCAUUGAAAUCGCAAAGCUUAUCUGUUUUAUUUGGUCGCUAUCUUCGGGGUUUCUUUAUCUUUUUCUUUCUUCUUUCUUUCAAUAUUUUACACAUUUCUUUUGCGUAUUUUAUUUCGCUCUUCACCUCCUUUAUUUUUUCCCCCUCCAAUUUUACAACUUCUUCUUUACAUAUUAAAUGUUUCUAUCUAUCUAUCUAUCUAUCUAUCUAUCUAUCUAUCUAUCUAUCUUCUUAUUUAAUAAUUUUGUUUGGGAGAAUUGAAGAUUUGUUUCGUCUUCUUUCUUUUCUCUUUCAUCAUUGA